This is a messenger RNA of Dovyalis caffra, 2049 nucleotides long. NCBI's taxonomy places the organism in Eukaryota, Viridiplantae, Streptophyta, Magnoliopsida, Malpighiales, Salicaceae. The record is from the annotation of a GenBank genome assembly.
AUGGGGUGGUGGCUAUGGUGGGUUGUUUUGGUUGUGUCAAUGAUCAAAGAUGUUGGUGCUAGAGGAGAAGAUGUCACAUAUGAUGGAAGAUCUCUCAUCAUUGACGGCCAAAGGAAAAUUCUGUUUUCUGGUUCAAUUCACUAUCCUCGUAGCACUCCAGAGAUGUGGCCAUCUUUGAUAGCAAAAGCAAAAGAAGGAGGACUGGAUGUGAUUCAAACAUAUGUGUUUUGGAAUCUCCAUGAGCCAAAACCUGGCCAGUAUGAUUUCAGUGGAAGAAAUGACUUGGUGAAGUUCAUAAAGGAAAUCCAAGCACAAGGCCUCUAUGUCUGCCUUAGGAUUGGACCUUUCAUUGAGAGUGAAUGGACUUAUGGGGGAUUCCCAUUUUGGUUGCAUGAUGUCCCGGGCAUUGUUUAUCGAUCAGAUAACGAACCCUUCAAGAUAGUGAACCUUAUGAAGUCAGAGAGUCUAUAUGCUUCCCAAGGAGGUCCAAUAAUAUUAUCACAGAUUGAGAAUGAAUAUCAAAAUGUUGAAGCAGCUUUUCAUGCAAAAGGGCCUCCAUACGUCCUUUGGGCAGCAAAAAUGGCGGUUGAGCUCCAGACUGGUGUGCCAUGGGUGAUGUGCAAGCAAACCGAUGCUCCUGAUCCAGUGAUAAAUGCAUGCAACGGAUUGAAAUGUGGAGAAACUUUUGGAGGGCCUAACUCCCCAACCAAACCGUCACUGUGGACGGAGAACUGGACAUCACAGUAUCAAGUAUAUGGUGGAGAACCAUACAUACGGUCUGCUGAAGAUAUUGCAUUUCACGUAACCCUUUUUGUUGCCAAAAAUGGAAGCUAUUACCAUGGUGGAACGAAUUUUGGAAGAACAGCAUCAGCAUAUGUGAUAACAAGUUAUUACGAUCAAGCUCCCCUUGAUGAAUAUGGUCUAAUUAGACAACCCAAAUGGGGUCAUCUUAAGGAGCUGCACGCUGCAAUCAAGUCUUGUUCAACAAUACUGCUAGUAGGAGUGCAAUCUAGUUUCUCAUUGGGUCAGCUUCAACAGGCCUAUGUUUUUGAAGAAAAACGAGGAGGUUGUGUCGCAUUUCUUGUAAACAAUGACCGGAAAAAUACUGCUACUGUUGUAUUCCGAAAUGCAACCUUUGAGCUGCUUCCACAGUCAAUUAGUAUUCUGCCUGACUGUAAAAAGAUAAUCUUCAACACUGCAAAGGUAAACGUAAAGGAUAAUGAGAUAAUCAAGAGAUCAAGUCAAUUGUUUGAUGAUAUUGAAAGGUGGGAAGCAUAUAAAGAUGUUAUCCCUAACUUCUGGGAUACUAGUCUUAAAUCAGAUACCCUGAUGGAGCACAUGAAUACAACCAAAGAUAAAUCAGAUCAUCUUUGGUAUACUUUAAGCUUUCGGCCCAAUACAUCUUGCGCGAAGCCUUUACUUCAUGUCGAGUCUCUUGCACAUGCUGCAUCAGCUUUUGUCAACAGCAAAUAUUCAGGAUCUGCACAUGGAAGUCAUGAUGAUAGGGGUCCAUUUACAAUGGAAGUACCAAUCGUCUUAAAUGAUGGGAUGAACAAUAUUUCGGUACUCAGCACUAUGGUUGGAUUACCGGAUUCAGGAGCUUUUCUGGAGAGAAGGUACAUUGAUGCUUAUUCUUUAGGGUUGUUCGGAGAGAACUCAAAUAUAUACAUGAGAGAAUAUCUGGACAAAGUUAGAUGGAGUAAAGUUGGUUCUGCUAAAGAUCAGCCACUUACAUGGUUUAAGAUUGAAUUUGAUGCACCUGCGGGCACUGAUACAGUAGUCUUAAACCUAAGCACGAUGGGAAAAGGUGAAGCAUGGGUGAAUGGACAGAGCAUUGGACGUUACUGGGUCUCAUUUCUCACUUAUAAAGGACAUCCUUCUCAGACAAUGUACCACGUUCCUCGUGCGUUCCUUAAACCUUCAGGAAACCUCCUAGUUAUCCUUGAGGAAUCUGGGGGAGAUCCUCUCCGUAUUUCACUGGACACCAUUUCAAGGACAGGACUACAAGAUCAUGUUUCCAAUUAUGAGCAUUUCAAGGACAGGAUAUAG